AUGGCUCCGUAUAAAGCUUUGUACAGUAGGAAAUGUCGCUCUCCGAUUUGUUGGGCUGAGGUGGGUGAAAGACCUUUGUUAGGGCCGAAACUUAUGCAAGAAACAACCGAAAAAGUGAAAUUGACUCAUCAACGUCUGAAAAUUGCACAGAGCCGUCAAAAGAGUUAUGCCGAUGUCCGAAGGCAUGAUAGAGGAUAUGAAGUCGAAGAUCAUGUGUUUAUCAAAGUGACUCCAAUGAAAGGGCAGACAUGGUUUGGAGUGAAAGGUAAGUUGGCACUGAGAUAUGUUGGGCCUUAUGAAAUCCUAGAGAAAAUUAACCCAGUGACGUAUCGGGUAGCCUUGCCUCCAGUCAUGGAAAAUAUGCAUAAUGUCUUUCAUGUUUCAAUACUUCGAGGCUAUUUGAGAGAUCCAUUCCAUGUUCUUAAGCCGACGCAUAUACUUUUGAAGGAUGAUUAUACGUAUGCAGAACGUUCAAUUCAAAUCGUUAACCGAAGAAUCAAGAGAUUGAGAAACAAGAAAAUUCCAUUGGUGAAAGUCGAUUAG
Molecule: messenger RNA, 543 nt
Organism: Camellia sinensis
Lineage: Eukaryota; Viridiplantae; Streptophyta; Magnoliopsida; Ericales; Theaceae
Source: RefSeq, a predicted model, not a curated record